Molecule: messenger RNA, 1458 nt
Organism: Emiliania huxleyi CCMP1516
Lineage: Eukaryota; Haptophyta; Isochrysidales; Noelaerhabdaceae
Exons: 1
Coding region: 1-1458 (485 amino acids)
Biological process (GO): glucose-6-phosphate transport; phosphate ion transmembrane transport
Cellular component (GO): membrane
Molecular function (GO): glucose 6-phosphate:phosphate antiporter activity
Source: RefSeq, a predicted model, not a curated record
AUGGGAGCCCAGCUCCUGCAGUGCCUUGCCAUCGCGGCGGCCGUCCUGAUCGCGGUCGUCCUCGACCUGAGCGUGAACUCCCACGGCCGCACCGUCACAUUCCAGCUACGCCGGCUCGUCAACUGGCUCGUGGCGGGUGCGACCUACGCCGUCUUCUACAUGGCUCGCUACGCUGCGGUAAUCGUCAACACGCCCUCGGUCAGCUCCCUGCUCGGCGCCACACCGAGCGGGUACGGCGCGCUGCUCACGUGUGGGUUCUGGUCCUAUGCGGUCGGCACGGCGCUCGGGGGCGGAGUGGUCGACAAAAUUGGCGGCAGGCGCUCACUGCUCGUCGGCGCCGCUGGGAGCUGCGCGUGCUGCGCCGCCGCCGGCGCACUGCUGCUGCUGCAUCCCAGCUACUGGGAGCUCCUGCUGCUCAACUCGCUCAACCUCGCCAGCGCAAGCCUCGCCGCUCUCUCUGUCAUCCGCAUCAACGUCGACUGGUACACCAAGAGCGAGCGGGGCACCUUCGCCGGCAUCUUUGGCACCAUGCUCUCCACCGGCUACUUUGUGGCGCUCGUCCUCGGCGGGUGGGUCCUCGCAGCCCACGGACCUGCCGCCAGCUUCCUAGCGCCGGCAUCCGCCCUCGCCGUCGCCGCGCCGCUCGUGGCCUGCGCCGUCGCCGACCGGCCCGCCGACGUCCGGUGCGUAUCGCUCGUCUCAGAGCCUGCCGGCAGCCGCGCCUCCUCUCCCUCGAGCCGGGGUUGCGUCGUCCCAAUGCCUUACCGCACCGCGUUGCGUCGGCUGCUCGCCGAUCCAAAGGUGCGAGCGACGAUGCUCGGCCUCUUUGGCACGGGCUGGGUGCGCGAGGGCUUCCUCAGCUGGUUCGGCUCUUACCUGCACGCCACCGCCGGCGUCGAGGUUGGGUCUGCCUCCCACUCGGCGGCGGCGAUGGCCAUCACGCUCGGAGGGAUGGUGGGCUCGCUCGGCGUCGGCGUCAUCUCCGACCGAUGCUGCGGCUCAAGGCGCGCGCCUGUGGUCCUCGCGUGCGCCCUCGCGCAGGCGGCCAUUCUCCUCUGCUUCCCCGCGGCGGUGCGCGCGGCAAUCGCGUCCGGAAGCGCCGACGCCGUGCUCCCUCUGGCCCUCUUGUGCGGCGCGCUCUCGGCGCCGCUCUUUGGCGCGCUGACGGUCCUCAUGGCGGCCGCGAGCGUGGAGCUCGUUGAGCCGUCCCUGAGCGGCACGGCGUCCGGGCUACUAAACUGCGCGCAGUAUGUUGGGUCGGGGUCUUCGACACUCAUUGCCGGGGCAGCUAUCGAGUGGCUUGGGCCAGACGCCCUGUUCGCGAGCCUUACGCUCGGCGCGGGCCUGUCGACGGUGGGCAUGGCGCGGGUGAUGUGGCUGCAGCACGGAGCCAGGGCGCUGGAGGCGAAGCGCCUGACACAAGGCGCUGAGGUGGUCGAGCUCGAGGAGCGCGUGUAG